Myodes glareolus (Bank vole) is the source of this 1833-nucleotide messenger RNA. RefSeq names its product sirtuin 5 (gene Sirt5). Gene Ontology annotation, cellular component: nucleus. The record is from RefSeq and is a predicted model, not a curated record. Gene Ontology annotation, molecular function: histone deacetylase activity, NAD-dependent; NAD+ binding; protein-malonyllysine demalonylase activity. Lineage: Eukaryota; Metazoa; Chordata; Mammalia; Rodentia; Cricetidae.
AAGAUAAACGUGAACCAAUCUGCUCGCAAGUUCUCAUACUAUUUCCCUUUCUGGUCCAUCACCAGCAUCUUAGAAAGGCGGAGAAGCCCGUAAAGCUGGUGGAUCUUGGCACCAGCAGCCGUGAAACAGAACCUCUCAGGUUAAAGAAGUUGGAACCGACUCGCCAGGAUUUGCCACAGAAAUUCAAGGGAAAUGAUUCUUUACUGAAACUGUCGUCCCCCAGUGUGCUAAAGGAGGCAACAGAGCAGGCGGUAGCUCAUGACUUAUCUUGGAAGUGGAACGAACCUUGGAAGGUCAUAAAGAAGCAAGCAAGUUCCCGCGCCUUUCCCUGAUUCCUGAUCCCACAGAAACUCGCAAAGAAAAGGAGAGCCAAGGCUGGCCCGGGCCUCGCUCCGGGUCUCCGGCAGAGGCCGCUGCAGCCGGGGAGGGACACUAGGAUGCCGAGUGCUCCGCCCCGCGGCCUCUCCUGCCUGCUCGGUCCCCACCACCUUCUGCAGCCUGCUGGAGAAGCAGUACUUCAAAGAAACCCUGAUGCGACCGCUCCAGAUAGUUCCCGGCCGGCUCAUUUCCCAACUGUGUUGUAGACCGAAGCCUCCAGCCUCCCCGCGAAGCAAGAUCUGCCUCACCAUGGCUCGUCCAAGUUCAAAUAUGGCAGAUUUUCGGAAGUGUUUUGCAAACGCCAAGCACAUAGCCAUCAUCUCAGGGGCUGGCGUUAGUGCGGAGAGCGGGGUUCCAACUUUCAGAGGAGCUGGAGGUUAUUGGAGAAAAUGGCAAGCUCAGGACCUGGCGACUCCGCAGGCCUUUGCCCGCAACCCAUCACAGGUGUGGGAGUUCUACCACUACCGGAGGGAGGUCAUGAAGAGCAAGGAACCCAAUCCUGGGCACCUGGCCAUUGCCCAGUGUGAAGCCCGGCUACGUGACCAGGGCCGACGGGUUGUAGUCAUCACCCAGAACAUCGAUGAGCUGCACCGCAAGGCUGGCACCAAGAACCUGCUGGAAAUCCACGGGACCUUGUUUAAAACUCGGUGCACCUCAUGCGGCAAUGUCGCUGAGAACUACAAGAGUCCAAUUUGUCCAGCGUUAGCAGGAAAAGGGGCUCCAGAACCAGAGACCCAAGAUGCCAGAAUCCCAGUUGACAAACUUCCCCGGUGUGAGGAGGCAGGAUGCGGUGGCUUGCUGCGACCUCAUGUGGUGUGGUUUGGAGAAAACCUGGAUCCUGCCGUUCUGGAGGAGGUGGACAGAGAGCUCGCCCUCUGUGACCUGUGUCUAGUGGUGGGAACAUCCUCUGUGGUCUACCCAGCUGCCAUGUUUGCCCCUCAGGUGGCUUCCAGGGGAGUCCCAGUGGCCGAGUUUAACACGGAAACCACCCCAGCCACCAAUAGAUUCAGGUUUCAUUUUCCAGGACCCUGUGGGACAACACUUCCUGAAGCCCUUGCUCCUCAUGAAACUGAAAGGGUUUCGUAAUUGUCUUGUGGAAAGAGGAGAAGAACAUGUAGUGCAUAACCAGGGCGCCAACAGAAGAGGUUUUGUGGAUGACAAGCUGAACUUUGGAAAAUCUAAUACCCUUUGAGCCCCUAGAGGACAAUCUGUGAAGGGAUUGGGCUUCAAAAUACCAACAGCAAGUGUGUUUUCUUUGGAGAGGCUGAUGGACUGUCAAGUUCUUCCAUCUUAUUUGAUUUCAACUGAACUAUGAGUAUUUUGGAUUUGCUAUUCUCGAUCAGUUACUGGGAAGGAAAAAUUUGUACUUAAAUUGCUUGAGAAGAAGGUAAUUAUCCUGUUUGUUUGCAUCUUGGGCAAAGAUAGAAAUAGAGAAUUAAAACCCUAAAAGUUAAA